Molecule: messenger RNA, 685 nt
Organism: Phlebotomus argentipes
Lineage: Eukaryota; Metazoa; Arthropoda; Insecta; Diptera; Psychodidae
Exons: 3
Coding region: 41-685 (214 amino acids)
Source: RefSeq, a predicted model, not a curated record
CUCAGAAAGUGAAAGGCAUCGACGUGAAAUUCUCAAGAUCAUGGACAAUUCCGUGAAAUUCUUGUGGCUAGCAGCAAUUAAACUGCCCAAUUCUUCACCGGGAAUGCAGCUACUGAAAGCCCACUAUGCGGCAAAGUCAGUGGCUUUGGCUGAAAAGGGAUGCGAUUUGCCAGAGAACUUCCGCAGUGUCUCAACAAUGUGCCCCAAAUGCUCGAAUCUGUGGUCAAGUGGAGCUUUGCAUUUAGCCCUGAAGUCCUCCCGGAAGCGCAGGACUCGCUUCAGGAGAUUCGUCAUGAAGUACUACAGAAGCAAGAAGAACACGAAGCAGAGAAGACUUGCCCGGAAACUGAUGAUGCGUGCCUUCAACUCUGUGGAAUUCACGUGCAGAGUGUGCAAAGGAGUCACCAAAGUGCCUCUCAUGAGGCAAUCGAGGAAGAAGAGCGCUGCAAAGAAGGAGACGAAGAUUGUGCCUGAGAAGACACGUCCGGAUGUUCCUCUGGCGAAUCCGUCCAAGAACAAGAAGAAAAGGAAGAAGGAUCCCUUCGCCGGACUCAACAGGGAGGCAAUUGUGGCGGCGCAGAAACCUCAGGCGUCAGUCCAGAAACCGAGUGUUGGGAAAUUGGCGGCCAUCCUGAAGAAAUCAGUCUCCAUUUCCAGCAAUAAGCUCGACACGAUGCUCAAGUGA